Cordyceps fumosorosea ARSEF 2679 is the source of this 1662-nucleotide messenger RNA. Its product is annotated as small nucleolar ribonucleoprotein complex subunit. NCBI's taxonomy places the organism in Eukaryota, Fungi, Ascomycota, Sordariomycetes, Hypocreales, Cordycipitaceae. Gene Ontology annotation, cellular component: nucleolus; small-subunit processome; 90S preribosome. Gene Ontology annotation, molecular function: protein binding. The transcript is spliced from 2 exons. The coding region runs from base 1 to 1662 and encodes 553 amino acids. The record is from RefSeq and is a predicted model, not a curated record. Gene Ontology annotation, biological process: maturation of SSU-rRNA from tricistronic rRNA transcript (SSU-rRNA, 5.8S rRNA, LSU-rRNA).
AUGUCUACAGACGUGGUGGCUGAGGCCAGUGCCACCGUGCGCGACAAUGGCGCGGUCGCAGUAACCACAGCGGCCAAGACCGACCUCAUUCCUCGCCACGAGAAGGAGAGAAUGAAGCGCUUACGCGAGGCCAAGAAGGCUUACGGCCGUGGAAAGGCAAUCGACACCAAGAAUAUUCGCGACAAGAAGCUGCGCGCGAACAUGAAGCAGCUCGAAGGCAAAUAUCACGAGGCGGCCGUCAAGGCCAAAGAUGCAGAAAUUCUGCUCGAACACACUUCGGGCUUCCUCGAGGCCGAAGGCGAGAUGGAAAAGACAUACAAGGUCCGCCAAGAAGACAUCCUUCCCGAGGUGGCGAUGGAGACGGCGACGAAGCGAUUUGAACUCAAACUAGACGCCCUUGGCCCAUAUGUCUUUGACUACUCCAGGAAUGGUAGAGAACUGCUCCUCGGCGGGCGUAAGGGUCAUGUCGCGACUAUGGACUGGCGUGAAGGCCAACUUGGUUGCGAGAUUCAGCUUGGCGAAACCGUCCGUGAUGUCAAGUGGCUGCACAACAACCAAUUUUUUGCUGCGGCGCAGAAGAAAUACGUCUACAUCUACGACCGCAACGGAGUCGAAUUGCAUUGCCUUCGCAAGCACGUCGAACCUACACAUAUGGAAUUUCUGCCCUACCAUUUCCUCUUGGCCACAAUUGGAAACGGCGGCGUUAUGCGAUAUCAAGACACCUCUACCGGCCAACUCGUGGCAGAAAUCCCAACAAAACUUGGACAGCCCGUCUCGUUGGGACAAAACCGCUACAACGCGAUCAUGCAUGUCGGGCACCAGAACGGUGCUGUCACAUUGUGGUCGCCCAACUCACAAGAGCCGCUGGUCAAGCUGCUCGCCCACCGUGGCCCGGUGCGCUCACUGGCCAUGGACAGAGUGGGCCGCUACAUGGUAUCAACAGGACAGGAUCAGAGAAUGGCCGUGUGGGACAUAAGAAUGUUCAAGGAGGUCAACAGCUACUUCACUCGACAACCUGCCUCAUCGGUGGCCAUAUCCGAUACCGGUCUGACGGCCGUGGGCUGGGGCACCCAAACGACGAUAUGGAAGGGCCUGUUCGCCAGCAACGCCGCGGUCCAGCAAAAAGUGGAAAGCCCGUACAUGGCAUGGGGAGGCGAGGGCCGACGCGUGGAGCGCGUACAGUGGUGCCCUUUCGAAGACGUGCUCGGGCUCGGGCACGACCAAGGCUUCUCGUCCAUCAUUGUGCCCGGCGCCGGCGAGGCCAACUUUGACGCGCUCGAGGCCAACCCGUUCGAGACCAAGAAGCAGCGGCAGGAGGGCGAAGUCAAGGGCCUGCUCAACAAGCUGGCGCCGGAGAUGAUCGCGCUGGACCCCAAUUUUGUCGGGCAGCUGGACCUGCGCUCGGAGGCGCAGCGCAAGGCGGACCGCGACCUGGACGCACCGGCGACGGACAUUGCCGAGGAGAUCCGCAACCGGGCCCGCGGCAAGAACGGCGCGCUCAAGAAGUACCUGCGGAAGCAGCGCAAGAAGAACAUCAUCGACGAGAAGAGGAUGCGCAUCGACGAGAUGUGGAACGAGCAGCAGAAGCAAAAGGACAAAAAGCGGCAGGAGGAGGAGCAGGACCUGGGCCCGGCGCUGGCUCGCUUCGCACGCAGGGAGUAG